GUUAUCAUCGAUGUUACGAUUUACCUUUUUGGUGAAAUAUUACUGGUAGUUGUCUCCUCAAAAGUUAGUGUUAUCAUUAAAACUUACAGUGGGUUAAACACAAACAAGGACUUCCACCAUAUGGCUUGUUGUUGGACCGGUAGGGCACCGACUUAACUUAGAAUUAAGAGAAUAAAGAAGAAAAAAAACAGCAGCUGUUAAACAAAAACUAGCUAAUUUCACGUGGUCUGUUGAAAGUUUCUCUGAACAACAUCCUUGCUGUAGUUAUGUCAUCAGACAAGAUGUGUUGCCAGGAAAUAAUUUAUAAAUUGUUUCCUGUUUGUAAAUUGAUAAGGACAGAGAUAAACAAGACAGCAUUUCAUUUGAUAUGAGAUUUUCUUUCUUUUUUUUUAUCUGGGAGGCAUAUGUCAUUUUAUAAUUCGCUGACAUGAUCCCGUAUGAUCAGAGUGUUAAGAGUGAAGCUUCACAAACAACAGGCAUCCAACAGAUGUAUUUGACAGCUUUAGUACUCAGGACUGUGGAAUUGUGUUGCCUGUAGUUUUCCAACAUGGUGAUCUCUGAGCCUAUUUUACCAAGCCUUUCGAGAGUUAGUAUGCGGUUGAUCAUCUUUCUGUUCCAGGAGCUGAAUGGCUUCCGCUGUAGCAGUGAAAACUGAGAAGCGACCUGCAGCUGAUUCUCAGGAUGCAGACUCAAAUGCAAAAAAGCCCAGGAUUUGGGAAGCACCUUCUUUGGAACCGUCAUCACUCAAUCUCUGCCUGCCCCAAAGGAAACUGCUGCCCAGCCUGAAGACCAAGCGAGCCCCCGAGCUUGUCCUGGUGAUCGGCACAGGGGUGAGCUCCGCGGUGGCCCCUCAGGUCCCUGCGCUCCGCUCCUGGAAAGGCCUCAUUCAAGCCUUACUUGAUGCAGCCAAUGACUUUGACCUACUAGAGGAAGAGGAGAGUCGGCGUUUCCAGAAGCACAUGCAGGAAGAUAAGAAUUUGGUGCAUGUGGCCCAUGACCUCAUUCAAAAACUUUCUCCGAGAACAGGCAAUGUACGAUCCACAUUCUUCAAGGACUGUCUAUAUGAGGUGUUUGACGAUUUGGAGUGCAAGAUGGAGCAUGCAGGGAAACAUCUACUGCGCUCAGUGUUGCAGCUAAUGGAGAGCGGUGCACUGGUCCUCACGACUAACUUUGACAACCUGUUGGAGAUAUAUGCGGCUCACCAGGGCACCAAGCUGGAGUCUUUGGACCUGACAGAUGAGAAGAAGGUGUUGGAGUGGGCUCAGGAGAAACGGAGGUUAAGUGUUCUGCAUAUCCACGGUGUUUACACCAACCCGAGCGGUAUCGUACUGCACCCUGCUGGCUACCAGAAUGUACUGAGGAACACUGAGGUCAUGCGUGAGAUCCAGAAGCUGUACGAGACCAAAUCGUUUGUGUUUCUUGGCUGCGGGCGCACAGUAGACGACACAACCUUCCAGGCUCUGUUCUUGGAGGCAGUCAAACACAAGUCGGACCUGGAGCACUUCAUGCUUGUGCGGCGCGAGGACGUGGGUGAGUUCAAGAAGCUGCGCGACAACAUGCUGGACAAGGGCAUCAAAGUCAUCUCCUAUGGAGACGAGUAUGCCGACCUGCCCGAGUACUUUGAGAGGCUGGCCAAUGAGAUCUGCAACCGUGAUGUGUCUACCAACGGCUGGGGCUCUCCCUCACAAAAUGGGGAAGAACAGCAGAAUGGCUUUAACACACAGAAAAGCCUCCUUCAAGACUAUCAUUCCUGACAGGCACGCAGUCGGGAUGAGUAUCAGUCAUUUUCCUCCACAGCUCCGUCAAGAGAUCGGUGUAUUUCGAGUAGCACUCAAUUAUGUUUUCACUCGGUGGAUUUAGGAAUCCAGAAUCAUUAUGGGCCAUGGGAGAACCCAAAAGUUGUUGUCAGUAUUUUGCCGAUGUCCGUUUUUUUUCCUUUUUAUUAGUUUCUAUUUAAAAGGGAAAGGAGAAAUUUAACGUAACUGAAACGCCAAUACCCAACCUCACAGACCCACUGUACUGUAUUUAAACACCUUGGAAGCUACAUACCAGUUUUAAGAAUGCAGAUGAUACAAUGGUAUGCUGCUUGGAUUUGGACAUAAAUUAAAGAAGACUGCAGUUAAACAAACUGCAUCACCUUCACCUAACUGCCGUGUAAUGAGAAGCUCUAGGUGUAAGCUAUAACGCACAUCACAUGCUCUUUACUGAAAAAAAAAAAACUUGAUAUGUGAGGAUUGUCACUGUCAUGCUCCACCUUAAAACCA
Toxotes jaculatrix (banded archerfish) is the source of this 2264-nucleotide messenger RNA. RefSeq names its product family with sequence similarity 118 member B (gene siral1). Lineage: Eukaryota; Metazoa; Chordata; Actinopteri; Toxotidae. The transcript is spliced from 7 exons. The record is from RefSeq and is a predicted model, not a curated record. The coding region runs from base 627 to 1754 and encodes 375 amino acids.